Cladophialophora yegresii CBS 114405 is the source of this 1470-nucleotide messenger RNA. RefSeq names its product hexokinase. Gene Ontology annotation, molecular function: fructokinase activity; ATP binding; mannokinase activity. Lineage: Eukaryota; Fungi; Ascomycota; Eurotiomycetes; Chaetothyriales; Herpotrichiellaceae. Gene Ontology annotation, cellular component: cytosol; mitochondrion. The coding region runs from base 1 to 1470 and encodes 489 amino acids. The transcript has 3 exons. The record is from RefSeq and is a predicted model, not a curated record. Gene Ontology annotation, biological process: glucose 6-phosphate metabolic process; intracellular glucose homeostasis; glycolytic process.
AUGGUUGGGUUGGGUCCAAAGCGAAAGCCGUCCCGCAAGGGGUCUAUGGCCGAUGUGCCAAAGAACUUGCUCGACGAGAUUGCGACACUCGAGAAGCUCUUCACAGUGGACGCCCAAAAGCUCAAGCAGAUCACAGAGCAUUUCGUGAGCGAGUUGCAAGCCGGUCUGGAGAAAGAAGGGGGCAACAUCCCCAUGAAUCCGACGUGGGUUAUGGCUUUUCCAGACGGUGACGAACAGGGCACAUUUCUUGCACUCGACAUGGGCGGUACCAACUUGCGGGUGUGCGAGAUUACCCUGACGGAAGAAAAGGGCGAGUUUGAUAUCAUCCAGAGCAAGUACAAAAUGCCGGAAGAACUGAAAACUGGAACUGCGGAAGAGCUUUGGGAAUACAUUGCAGAUUGCUUGCAACAGUUCAUCGAGUACCAUCAUGAAGACGAGGACCUCACCCACCUCCCACUCGGCUUUACUUUUUCAUACCCUGCCACGCAAGAUUACGUCGAUCACGGAGUGUUGCAGAGAUGGACGAAGGGAUUCGACAUUUCGGGCGUCGAAGGCCAGGACGUUGUUCCUCAGUUCCAGAAAGCCUUGCAAUCGAGGAACCUACCCAUCAAACUCGUCGCCAUCAUAAACGACACGACCGGCACCCUGAUCGCGUCCGCAUAUACCGACCAAACUAUAAGGAUUGGAUGCAUCUUCGGCACGGGCUGCAAUGCUGCAUACAUGGAAAACUGCGGCUCAAUACCGAAACUCAAGCACCUAAACUUGCCCGACGACAUGCCCAUGGCCAUCAACUGCGAAUAUGGUGCCUUUGACAACGAACACAAAGUUCUUCCUAUAACAAAGUAUGACACAAUCAUUGACGAGACGUCGCCGAGACCAGGGCAACAAGCGUUCGAGAAGAUGAUUGCGGGACUGUACCUGGGUGAGAUCUUUCGGCUUGUCUUGGUCGACCUGCACGAGAACAAGAACUUGCUCUUUGAGGGCCAGGAUAUCUCAUCCCUCAAGAAGCCAUAUACCCUCGACGCCUCCUUUCUUUCAUUCAUUGAAGAAGACCCAUUCGAGAACUUGCAGGAGACGCAUGAUAUGUUCCAAGAGAAGCUUAAGAUAAAUGCUACCAAGCCAGAGCUUGAGCUCUGCCGUCGCCUGUCGGAGCUGAUCGGUACACGUGCCGCUCGUCUCUCAGCCUGCGGGGUUGCCGCGAUAUGCAAGAAGAAGAACUAUCAAUCGUGUCACGUUGGCGCAGAUGGGUCGGUUUUCAACAAAUAUCCACAUUUCAGAGCGCGUGGUGCAUUGGCUCUGCGUGAGAUCCUUGAUUGGCCAAAGGGCAAGAAGGACCCAAUUUCACUGCUCAGUGCUGAAGACGGCAGUGGCGUGGGCGCUGCGCUCAUUGCCGCGCUGACAAUUAAGAGGAUCAAGGAGGGCAAUACAGUGGGGGUGAAAGAUAUUGACAGUCUGAAAGGCAUUGCAUAG